CCAACACCCACGGAAGAGAAACGCACCUGAAAGUAACCGACAGCUCACCGACGCGUUGGAGCCUCUCGGUCUGUUAGUGGCCGGCAGGGAGGGAGAAGAUCCAGAGGAGCUAGAGGGGGCAGAGCAGCGGGAGCUGACCUCCACAGGGAGUUUAAAGUCAAGGGAUCCGACGCCCAAAUCCUCCCUGAACUCCCCACGACUUUCCACCCCAUUCCAGACCCUCCACUGUAGGAUUUCAGCCAGGGACGUCCCACCAACUGAAAACAAGAGCUCCCUGCAAUCUUUGCAUGACAGACGCUGACCCUGUGUGACCUGAUUUCAGAGCUGAAACUGGCCUGGUUCCCCCUCUCACGAAGGUCAAACUCUAUCAAACUCAAAACGAAUUAUUAUUCUGGAGAGCUCAUUCUCCCCUUAUCUCAGGGGAAACGACUAAGUCAAUGGCGCUGUGUCUCGGACAAGUCUUCAGCAAAGACAGAACAUUCAGGCCAAGGAAGCGGUUUGAGCCCGGCACCCAGCGAUUUGAACUCUACAAGAAGGCCCAGGCCUCGCUCAAGUCCGGCUUGGACCUGAGGAAAGUGGUUCAGCUCCCGGAGGGAGAGAACAUCAACGACUGGAUUGCUGUUCAUGUGGUGGAUUUCUUUAAUAGGAUCAACCUGAUCUAUGGCACAGUGAGCGAGUAUUGCACGGAGCGCACGUGUCCCAUCAUGUCUGGGGGGCUGAGGUACGAAUACAGGUGGCAGGACGGUGAUGACUACAAGAAACCCACCAAGCUGCCCGCUCUCAAGUACAUGAACCUGCUGAUGGACUGGAUAGAGUCGCUCAUCAAUAAUGAGGACAUCUUCCCCACCAGAGUAGGUGUACCUUUCCCCAAGAACUUCCAGCAGGUGUGCAAGAAGAUCCUGAGCCGUCUCUUCAGAGUCUUUGUGCACGUUUACAUCCAUCACUUUGACAGCAUCUGCAGCAUGGGUGCAGAGGCCCACAUCAAUACCUGCUACAAGCACUACUACUACUUCAUCUCAGAGUUCAACCUCAUUGAUCACUCUGAACUGGAACCCCUGAAAGAGAUGACGGAUAAGAUAUGCAAUUAAACAAAAGCACAUGGACAAAGGAGUUUACAUUUUGAUGUUAUCUGAGCCCCGUGAGAAAUCAUCAGCUUCAAAACACUCAAAGCAAAGAACAAUUUUACAUAAAGUUGCAUGUGUGGUGUUAGCAUAACUGGGGAAGGUCCAAUUAUGUACCACACUUCUUCAGAUGGUGGCACUGCACCUUCACAGAUGUUUUUACUUACAGUCAUUAUUGUGCUGUGAUGCCAUCAUUAUAGGACUUUGUAUUGGUUUAUAAUACUACAUCUCCUGUACUUAUCCUUUUCUUUAUUCGUGCAUGUAUGUUUAUGUUUGACUUUUAUAUAUGUUUUGAUGUAGUGUUGUCUUAUUUUCAUGAAUGAAAGUG
This is a messenger RNA of Xiphias gladius (swordfish), 1449 nucleotides long. It is a transcript of the gene mob3c, whose product is annotated as MOB kinase activator 3C. Gene Ontology annotation, molecular function: protein kinase activator activity. NCBI's taxonomy places the organism in Eukaryota, Metazoa, Chordata, Actinopteri, Istiophoriformes, Xiphiidae. The transcript is spliced from 5 exons. Bases 438 to 1088 code for a protein of 216 amino acids. Gene Ontology annotation, biological process: signal transduction; positive regulation of protein phosphorylation. The record is from RefSeq and is a predicted model, not a curated record. Gene Ontology annotation, cellular component: cytoplasm; nucleus.